GUCACAAAUGAAAAGAGAAAUUUUGAUAUUGAAUAAAUUAAAUAGUGUGGGAGGGUAAAAUUUUAAAGAAGAUGGAUAAAGAGGAAGAAGACGCGCAUUGAAAUUGAUGUUUGUGAGAUGAAUUGUGCUACAGCAGCAACCGCACUGGCUUCUCCGUUGCCAUCUCCAACUUCCCUUCUUUCGUUGAAUUCUAGUGAUGUUGUGGAAGUGAAACCCAAUCAAAAUGGGUAUAAGUGGCGCUUGGUUUUGGCAUAUGAUGGAACCAGAUAUUCAGGUUGGCAAUAUCAAGAGUCUCCCCCUACUGUACAAUGCGCAGUUGAAAAAGCUUUAAUUCAAACCACAAAGCUUCAAAGGAAGGAUCUUCAGUUGGUUGGUGCAAGCAGAACUGAUGCAGGAGUCCAUGCCUGGGGUCAGGUUGCACAUUUUUUUACGCCGUUUAAUUACGAAAACUUGGAUAGAAUUCACGCGGCUUUGAAUGGUCUUCUUCCUUCCGAUAUCCGACUUAGAGAGAUCAGCCCUGCGUCCGCUGAAUUCCAUGCUCGCUUUUCUGUAAAAAGUAAGAUUUAUCAUUACAAGAUUUACAGUGAUACCGUCAUGGAUCCGUUCCAGCGCCAUUUCGCUUACCAUAAUAUGUAUAAACUCAAUAUCGCUGCUAUGAGAGAUGCUGCAAAAUAUUUUAUCGGGAAGCAAAAUUUCUCUGCUUUCGAAAAUGCUUCUCAUAAUGAUCGCGUAACAGAUCCGGUGAAGCAUAUUUUCCGAUUUGACGUGAAAGAAAUGGGAGCUCUUUUGCAGCUAGAAGUUGAAGGCUCGGGUUUCUUGUACAGACAAGUCCGAAACAUGGUGGCUUUGUUGCUUCAAGUUGGUAAGGAAGCGAUUCCUCCGGACAUUGUUCCACAUAUUUUGGCAAGUCGAGAUCGCAGGGAGCUUGCGAAAUACUCGUUUUAUCUUCCACCACACGGUCUUUGUCUUGUUUCUAUCGACUAUAAUGAAAGUCACUUGUUGCCUCCACCAGAUUGCCCUGCAAAAAGUUUUGGUAUGCAUUAUACCAUAAGAAAAUGCAAAGUUGUAUUCUAUUGAUAAUAACUAGGUAGCAGAACAAACAGUCUCUGAUAUUUACACAUUCAUUGGAUGUUUGUGCUUGAUGCUUCAUAAUCAAUAAGUUGCUGGAGCAGUGGAGCCUAAAAUAGGGAUUUAGCUUAAGGGCUGGUUCAGAGAUGUAAUUGAGAAGUUCUGUAUUUGAUAUGUUAGAUUUGUUUAAAUUAAAAAAUUUAGUUAAAUGAUGUCUACAUUUUUACA
This is a messenger RNA of Lathyrus oleraceus (garden pea), 1296 nucleotides long. RefSeq lists its product as uncharacterized. The transcript is spliced from 6 exons. Gene Ontology annotation, biological process: tRNA pseudouridine synthesis. The coding region runs from base 118 to 1077 and encodes 319 amino acids. Gene Ontology annotation, molecular function: RNA binding; pseudouridine synthase activity. The record is from RefSeq and is a predicted model, not a curated record. NCBI's taxonomy places the organism in Eukaryota, Viridiplantae, Streptophyta, Magnoliopsida, Fabales, Fabaceae.